AUGGAUGGCAUAGCCGGCGAAAAUAAUAAUGCUUCCGUUGGAGCGGACGUCGAGAGAGGAUACGGACACUUCUUCAUUAAAAAAACCUUCCACCGACCAACAUAUUGUCACCACUGCACGGAUAUGCUCUGGGGCCUCAUAGGACAAGGAUACGUCUGUGAAGUUUGCAACUUCGUUGUGCAUGACAGAUGUCUACGCACAGUUGUGUCUCCAUGUUCCAGUAUUGCUUCCAAUAUGAUCAAGAACCCGGUGGCCCACUGCUGGUCGGAGCCCGGUCAGUUCAAAAGGAAGUUUUGCAAUCUGUGCAGGAAGAGGCUGGAGGACAGUCUUGCCAUUCGAUGUGAAAUUUGUGAGUACUAUUCCCACGUUGACUGCCAGGAUUUCGCUGUAAGUGAUUGCAAGGAAUGUGCCACUUACGUUCCAAACAAAGAUCUGUCGUGCGUGGUGCAGUACCAUCACUGGAGAGAGGGAAACCUGGCGGGAAAUUCAAAAUGUUUCCACUGCAAGAAGACAUGCUGGUCUGCUGAAUGUCUGGCGGGCAUGAGAUGCGAGUGGUGCGGAGUCACAGCACACGCAACCUGUUACAAACAGUUGCCAUCAGAAUGCAGUUUUGGCUGUCUGAGGGACAUCAUGCUGCCCCCCUACAGCGUCACUGUACCCCGCAUGGAUGUACCGCAAGAAAUUCUUUUUGGACUGCCUAAGAGAACUGGUUUAGUUUGUAAAAGAAAUUACAAAUCAUGUCAAAUAGUCCAAUUAUAUGAUGGAAAUAGUUCUCUCAAACGAAAACAACAUCGACUGACUGUAGUGCCGAAACAAGCCCCUGCUCAAAUGUUAUUGGUCACAGCUCUCCGAACAUUCCACAUAUCUGAUGACCCCAACAAUUUCUCCAUUUCAGAAGCCACUGAGAAUGGCGAGAAGGUGUUGGACUUAACCCAGCCUCUGCAUGGACAGGUUUCCAUGAAGCAUGGCAAGAAGACCGCUGUGCUCCUGAGGUACAGAGAACAAGACGCCAACAAAGGAUACAUCAGAAUUUAUCCCAAAGGACUGAGUGACAUCUCUCCAAAAGCGGAUGUAACAUUCAAACACAUUCCCGUGCAGCAGGAAAGUAGUGCUCAAGAACUCAUCAGUCUUGCGUUGCACAAGUUUGGAAUUGAAAACGCUAACCCCAGUCAAUUCACUCUAGUGGAGGUUGUUUUAGACAAAGGUGUCUCAGAACGAGAACUCAGUGAAGACGACAAACCUUUUCUAAUCAUGCAACGAAGCAGGAAGGAAUGCCUUAGACAGAGCAGAAUGACACGAUUCUACAUAAAACAGAAAGACGAUCCACACGGACCCAACAUUGCCAUGUAUGUAGGUAAUUUACCAACCAACCUCUCACAAAGACAAUAUGAGCACAUACUACUCGACAUCAUUGGCAGAGAGAACAAGUGGUCAAAAUUUGAUGUGAUAUAUUACGAAUAUGGCUCGUUGGUGCUCAUGUACUGCAGUACGGAGAGGGCAUCCAGGUCGUACAAACUGCUGCAGGAGGCUUCUUUUGAUGACAAGCAAAUUCUUGUCCUACUUUUACCAAAUAUACAGCCCCUUAUGAUUCAAUCAUCGACCACGCCGCUUUUGGUUUUGGUUAAUGUUAAAAGUGGUGGACAACAGGGCAUGGAACUGAUCCGAUCAUUCAGAAAACUUCUCAAUCCUCACCAAGUUUAUGAUCUCAUGAAUGGAGGGCCCUUGCCAGGAUUGUACGUGUUCCGUAACUUGCCCCGUUUCAAAAUUUUGGUGUGCGGUGGGGACGGAUCGGUGGGUUGGGCUCUUUCCUGCUUGGAUAAUGUGGGGCAAGAUGCUCUCUGUCAGUCCCCUCCUAUGGCUGUUAUUCCCCUUGGAACUGGCAACGACUUAGCCCGCGUCUUGAGGUGGGGACCAGGAUACACGGGGGCCGAGGAUCCAUUAUCUCUUUUGAGGGACGUCAUUGAGGCGGAGGACAUCAAACUGGAUCGGUGGACAGUAAUAUUCCACCCGAACGAGAAAGAUGUCGACGACGUGAAAGUUGCAAUCGCUAACGACACGAACACGACACAACUGAACGAGGACCCCACGUCCAUCUUUGUCAUGAACAACUACUUUGGCAUAGGCAUCGAUGCUGAUCUCUGCCUUGACUUCCACAUGGCCAGGGAAGAGAACCCAGACAAGUUCAACAGCAGACUACACAACAAGAGCAUGUACUUCAAGAUAGGCCUACGAAAAAUGGUCAACAAACGAUCAUGCAAAGACCUGCACAAAGCUAUUCGCUUGGAAGUUGAUGGGAAAUCAGUUGACGUACCACCUGUCGAAGGAGUUAUCAUUCUCAACAUACUCAGUUGGGCCUCGGGAGCGAACUUGUGGGGUCCAGAGAAGGAGGACCAGUUUGCAAAACCAACCCACUACGAUGGCAUGUUGGAGGUCGUAGGAUUGACUGGAGUGGUGCACAUGGGGCAGAUACAGAGCGGUCUAAGAAGCGCCAUCAGAAUUGCACAAGGAGGGCAUAUUCGAAUCCAGUUGUUGGCUGACCUUCCAGUGCAGGUUGAUGGCGAACCUUGGAUCCAACCGGCUGGUCAGGUGGUGGUGCUCAGAUCUGCUCUCAAGGCAACAAUGUUGAAAAAGUCAAAAAACAAAAUGAAACGUUGCAAUACAGAACCGAGCAUCUACUUUCCAAAUGAAACCAUAACACAACAACAGCAACAGCAGCAACACCAACAACAGCAACAAUCAUCUCGGUCUGCAGUUGUUGAAGCAUCUGAUCACUCAGUUUUAUAA
Messenger RNA from Helobdella robusta, 2784 nucleotides. RefSeq lists its product as hypothetical. The coding region runs from base 1 to 2784 and encodes 927 amino acids. Gene Ontology annotation, molecular function: ATP-dependent diacylglycerol kinase activity. The record is from RefSeq and is a predicted model, not a curated record. The transcript has 22 exons. Lineage: Eukaryota; Metazoa; Annelida; Clitellata; Rhynchobdellida; Glossiphoniidae. Gene Ontology annotation, biological process: intracellular signal transduction; diacylglycerol metabolic process; lipid phosphorylation.